This is a messenger RNA of Caenorhabditis elegans, 546 nucleotides long. It is a transcript of the gene pals-21, whose product is annotated as Protein containing ALS2cr12 (ALS2CR12) signature. Bases 1 to 546 code for a protein of 181 amino acids. Lineage: Eukaryota; Metazoa; Nematoda; Chromadorea; Rhabditida; Rhabditidae. The transcript has 4 exons. The record is from RefSeq and is marked reviewed.
AUGUGUCGUGUUAGAAGUGACUCUAUCGUAGAAGACAAGAAAGCUGGCUCAACUGGUGCCCUGCCGGGAUAUGUUCUGAGCCGAUUCAAGAGAAUGAUAGAGCCGGUUAACGCGAUGAGGAUGACGCUGAUUACCAUCCUACAAUACGGAGCUCUGUGGCGUCAAACCCUUUCUCUCGAAACUGCCAAACAGCUGAAAUCCACCGUCACCAAAAUUAUCUUCAUAAGAGAACAGUUUGCCAAACAAAUGGACAUUUUUGAUGAAGCUCUGCUCAACGCCGACAAUAUCCACCCAGAUGCUUUUCGAGCUUGCUCGAUGUUCCUAAUCAAAUUGGACCAGCUAAUGAACAAAUUCGAAUUGAGAUCUUUGCAAUAUCACUUUGCAAAUGCAAUCGACAAUAAGGAUUUAGAAAAGAUGGAUUCUUAUCUGGAGUCGGCAAAUAAGAUGUCCGCCGAGUUUUCUGAAGCAUUGAAGGAUGAUGUGAAGACUGAGCUAGAGGCUCUUUCGUUGACUGAUUCAAGUAUUCCGACUUUAAAGAAUUACUGA